AUGACUAGGAGUGAUCCCAUCCGAUUCCUCCUCACUAGAUUAGCUCUGUUCGACAGGCUAGCUCGCCAGCUUCUCUUGUUAGUAGAAUAUGAUAUCACCUAUAAAGCCCCCAAGGCCAUUAAGAGUCAAGUGCUAGCCGACCUCUUGGCUCACUUCCCGAACGGAGAACAUGAGCUAUCCUCGGAUAAAUUGCUAGGAGAUGAGUUCCAAGCCGCUGAAGUAAACACUGAAGGAGAAUGGAGUUUGAGCUUCGAUGGAUCAUCCACUUCCAAAGGGGGAGUAAUUGGAAUAGUCCUUACUUCCCUAAACCAAACCGAAGUCAAUUUGUCAUAUAAACUGGAUUUUAGAUGCUCUAACAAUGAGAUAGAGUAUGAAGCCUUGGUACUAGGGAUUAUGGCGGCACUCCAUCUAGGAGUAAGUUUCUUAUGUAUCAAAGGCGACUCUAGUCUGGUAGUCAAAGAGACCAAUAGAGACUAUGCUAUCAAAGAGCCUCCUCUAGCUUUAUAUAGAACCAUCGUCCAAAGGUUGACAGACAAAUUCGACAUGGUAAGGAUAGAACACGCUCUUCGCUUCAACAAUCGACACCCGGACGCCCUCGCUACCUUGGCCUCUAAGGUAGAAUUCUCAGAAGAAUCAACCAAGAUAGAAGCCCUGAAAUGCUCCGUGCUGUGCUCAGUAACUACUAUCUUCCCUAAAAAAGAACCCAUCGACUGGAGAGCCCCGAUCAUCGACAAGCUCCAUGCCCUUUCAGGUAAAUUACCUUUGAGCGAGACCAAACACUUCAGAAUUUACUAA
Camellia sinensis is the source of this 795-nucleotide messenger RNA. RefSeq lists its product as uncharacterized. NCBI's taxonomy places the organism in Eukaryota, Viridiplantae, Streptophyta, Magnoliopsida, Ericales, Theaceae. The record is from RefSeq and is a predicted model, not a curated record. Gene Ontology annotation, molecular function: nucleic acid binding; RNA-DNA hybrid ribonuclease activity.